GAAUAAGAAUAUAUUUUUCAAAAAUGAAGUGUUCAUUAGUUGCUGCUGUAUUGGCUUUUGCCUUCAUCAUUAGCUGUGUUACCGCAAGUGAUGAUUGCUCUAAUGUGUUAAGCAGCUAUUUGAAGAAAAAGCUUGAAGUAGCAGAAAGUGGACAAAUAGAGUGCGCAACGAAGCUAAAACUUGCACAGUACAUGUGUGGAGGUGAUCCAGAAAGAGCUAAAGUUACAUUUCCAAAAUUGGUGGAAUUUAUAAAGUCGAAAUCAGCUGAUGAAAAACAGGAAAUUGGCGAUUGCUUUUCCCAGAUUAGUAAAAAGGCAAUAACUGAAGCAAAUAUUCCUGCUAAUUGCAAAGUUACAUUUGAAACACAACUAAACGAAAUGAAGAAGAAAUUUGCAGAGGCAUUAUCAAAAUAGAGAAUCUACAUAAGACAAAAAAAAAGUUCAUCAAUUAUAAAACAUAAAUAAAAGUUAUGAUU
Molecule: messenger RNA, 475 nt
Organism: Parasteatoda tepidariorum (common house spider)
Lineage: Eukaryota; Metazoa; Arthropoda; Arachnida; Araneae; Theridiidae
Source: RefSeq, a predicted model, not a curated record